Molecule: messenger RNA, 957 nt
Organism: Yarrowia lipolytica CLIB122
Lineage: Eukaryota; Fungi; Ascomycota; Dipodascomycetes; Dipodascales
Source: RefSeq, a predicted model, not a curated record
AUGGGAUACGGCGAGAAACUGGCCUUUCGAAACGAUCUGGGUGGCAACCACUUCACGCUAGCCCAGCCUCGAGGAGGCAAGGGUCUAGACCCCAGCUUUGUGCCCCGGCAGAAGCCUGGGUUCAUCACAAACACCGCCAAACGGGCCAUUGCAUACAUUUUCGUUUUUUCGCUCAUUGCCACCGUCAUGUUGAUGCAAAUGCGAGACAACUCUGAUCCAAACGAGCCCGAGCUGGCUCUGGUCAAAAAGAAGCCUGCUCCGUUGAGAAAGGACCCUCGAGAGCAGGAGGUUGUGCUGGGGAAGCCCAAGCCCAAGCCCACUGUUGCUGCUAAGAAGGAGGAUGCCAAAAUCAAGGUGAAUGCUCGAAAGGGAGCUCCUGCCGCUGACCCUGCCCAAGUGCCUGAGAAGGCUGAGAAGCCUGCCGCCAACUCCAAGGACACAAAGCCUCUCAAGUCUGAGGCUGGUGGCAAGGCUGUUAAGGCCGACGAGGCUGACGAGGUAAACAAGGCCAAAACCCAAAAGAAGUUGCAGGAUCUGGAGGAGGAGCUGGAGGAGCAGGAAGAGGAGGAGGAAGAUGACCUUGAAGAGCUUGAGGACUACAUGGAUGCAGACGAUGCCGCUGGGGCCGCUGAGGCUCGAGCUGGGGCUGCCACUGGGGCUGAAGACUCUAACGCCAGCCCCACCGACCUGGCUGAGAAGCUGGGCAAGAAGCGGCCGGCUUCCGAUGCCCAGGCCAAGGCUAUGGAGGCCAAAAAGGUUGAGGACGCCAAAGCCGCCAAGUUCAAGGAUGAGCGUGCCAAGCAGGAUAAGGUCAAGGCCCAGCAAAAGCAGGUACGAGAUGAAGAUAGCGAAUACGAGGAGGGAGAAGAGGGAGACGAGGGUGAGGGUGACGAGGAAGAAGAAGAGGAGGAAGAAAUUGAGAUUGGAGAUGCCAAGAUUGCCAAGGCCUUGUUGUAA